Sander lucioperca (pikeperch) is the source of this 1910-nucleotide messenger RNA. It is a transcript of the gene ccdc33, whose product is annotated as coiled-coil domain containing 33. Gene Ontology annotation, cellular component: peroxisome. The record is from RefSeq and is a predicted model, not a curated record. The transcript is spliced from 16 exons. Bases 482 to 1765 code for a protein of 427 amino acids. NCBI's taxonomy places the organism in Eukaryota, Metazoa, Chordata, Actinopteri, Perciformes, Percidae.
AGGUGGUGACUGUGAAGUUCAUUUAGCAAGGGCAUUCAUAUCUGAACAAGAACCAUGAUGUUCACCUGAACACAGAGGCUCUGCUUGUGAGACGUUCAGAUCAAGAUUUUUAUGUCGAAGCUGCUUCCUGCCACCGACACUGAAGUGGAAAUCUCAAGUGCAAGCUUUUUAUACAUCCUAAAGAGUCUUGACUUGUUCCUCUACAAACCAGACAAAGAUGACCUUCUUAUGACCUUCCCAUAAAAACAAGCAGAGUGGAGUGGAUGAGUCUGGUGGGCAGAGGAGUUGGGAGGUGACCUACAAGCCCACACACAGCCCCUCCUGGGAGGAGAGACUCUACAUUGAGCUCCAGGAGCUGCAGGCCUACAGGGAGGGAGCUAUACAGGAAGCUGAUGUCAGAAACAGGGCAGAAGGGGAUGGAGGUGGAGAAGCUCCCCCUAAGGGGCGGUGGUACUCCCUACAGGCAGGACCUCAGGUUCAGAUGCAGCAUAAUGUAUGCAGUACUACUCCAGCAGAGCUGCAGUGUACAGUAAUUCCUGAGCCUCCUGCCGCCGGGCACUGUUGUGGUUUGAGAGUAUUGCAGACAGAGCUUCUGAAGGAUGGAUACGACCUCCCAUCCCACGAUGCCCUGGCACAGAUCCUACCAAAUGGGCGCUACCUUUUCAAGGGAGUGAAGACUGAGCUCCACAGAGCAGCCCAACAAGAACAGAAGAGGCCAGCUAAGAGGCCAGAGGCUCCACAGGCCAACAGACCCAACAUAAACCACACCUAUCAAGUACAUCAUCCACAUAAACGAACACCUCUGCAUGACUUUGAGGAUGAUCCCCACAUGGCAGAGAUCACUGACCUCCAAACUAAGGAGGUGGAAAACUACCGUUCAGCCAUGAGUAAGAUGGCAGAAGACAUCAUAGUGCUGAGGACACAGGUGGUGACGUUGGAGUCAGAAAACAGCCAGCUCCACACUGAUCUGUCUCUGCAGCAGGACCUUGGCCGAGACCUGUUGGAUGACACCGACAUCGACGUCAUGACUAAGGCUGAGAUUGCUGACCGUAUAGCCUCUCUGAAAUUGAAGCUGGCCAGUGAGAUUAGUAAGGCUGCCUCUCAAAGGGACAGGAUCCAACAGCUGCAGAAUGACCUGAUCAAGAAGAAUGACAGUGAGAAGGAGCUACUAAAUCUUCAGAGAGUUCACCAGCAGCAACAGGAGGAUCUUCAGCGCCACCAGAGUUGCUUGGCAAAAAUAGCAACAUUGGAGGCCACAGUGAAACAGCAGGAAAAGGUCAUUGAGAAGAUGGAGAAAGCAUUAGAUGGCAAACUCAUAGAGAAGAUUAAGCCGAGUGGUGACAAAAGGGUGGGGGUGAAAAAGCAAAAAGGUGAGACUGACCACAGAAAGGAAGAGACAGAGUCGGCCCUGGCAGCAGAAAACACUCGUCUCAGAGAAGACUUGGAGCGGAUUCGCCAGCAGCCUGCCUCAGUCAUUAUACAGCAGUCAGCACAGACAAAAGAAACUGUGCCACUCAAGGAGCGACUGAGUUUACUUAAUAAACUGGAGAGGGCUGAGGCAAGAGUCCAAAUACUGGAGGCUCAGCUGGAGGAGAACUCUAAAUUAUGGGGGAGACAGAAACAAGAAAUGUUGACCAAACUGAGUGAGCACAGGCAUGGCUUUGUCCGGACGUCCACCACAAUCCUUCAUAAUGUUCCUUCGAGGUCUGUAUCAGAGUCAUUGUAUCAGCAAAGUAGACAGAGGAAGCAGAAGCCCGUAAAAUGACCUGCAAAUGAACUACUGAACUGUAGACCAAGACUAAACAUUCACACACAGUUUUCUUUGAUUUAAUGUUCAAUAUAAGAUAUUUUCACCAAUUAAUAUAUUUAGAUAUUAAAAUAUGUAAUAAAAUGAUAUAUUACAAGACAUA